AGCAAUUAACUCUCAAAGCCAGCGGCGAUCGCUAGGCAGAUACCAACAAAUAUGCCACUCCACCUCCUGGGCAAGAAGUCCUGGAACGUCUACAAUGCCGACAAUAUAGCCCGCGUCCAGCGCGACGAGGCCGCCGCCGCCGCCGAGGAGCACGCCGCCGAGCAGCGCAUGCAGGAUGCCGACGCCGCCCGCCGCCUCGCCAUCCUGCGCGGCGAGACCCCGCCGCCCCUGCCAGAGGAGGAGCAGCCCGCCGACCCCUCCGACAAGAAAUACCUGCGCCGCGAGCGUGGCCGCGACGGCGCCUGGCUGGGCGGCCCCAGGAAGCGGAAGCGCGCCGGCGAGGACGACACCGACUUUGAGAUGAGGGUCGCGCGCGAGCGGGCCGAGGAGGGCGGCCGGGUGAGGGCGGAGCUCGGGGCGGGCGGGCAGGAGGAGAAGGGGGGUGUGGAUGUGGAUGUGGACAUCGUGGAUGGUAGGGGCCACAUCGACCUGGUCGGGGCUGUGCCCGAGGACCCUGGCGAGAAGAAGCAGGAGGGCAAGGCGCGCGGCGUGGCCGGCCGGGACACGACGGGUGCGCUCAAGGGCGAAUUUGCGGACACGCCGUGGUAUGCCGAUGCGAAACGCAGGCGCAUCACCCCGACUGUCUCAUCGACCGCCCUCGUCCCUGUUGUUGCUGCUGAGAGGGGCAUGGAGGCGCCCACCACGAACGUGUGGGGCAGGGACGACCCCAAGAGGCGGGGGAGAGAGACCGCGAGGCUGGACGCCAGUGACCCGCUGGCCGCGAUGAAGUCAGGUGCCAAGAAGGUGCGCGACAUGGCGAAGGAGAGGCGGCGGGACGCCGAGGAGCGGGCGCGCGAGCUGGAAGAGCUCCGGAAGGAAGAUCGGAGGCGGGAGGGGCGGAGGAGGGGGCGAGACCACGCAGGCGAGGGCAGGGACAGCGGUGGGGAUGCGGAUGAGCUGCGGCGACACUCGCACCGUUCAGGACGCUCUGGGCGAAGGCAUCAAAGUGGCGAGCGCCGCGAGAGCAGUCAUGGUCACGGCCAUCGAGAGGAUCGUCGACGGCACAGAGAGAGGGAGCAUAGCCGAGAGCCCGAGAAAGACAGGCACCACAGGCACCACAGGCGGGACAGGGAAAGGUCUCGGGAAAGGGACAGGUCCUCGCGGUCACGUCGAUAUGAUGAUGGGGACGACCGCCAUGGACACCGUGAAAGGGACGACAGGCGCCGAUAGCAUAUUUAGCAAAAGAUACCCAGCACGUUAACGCCGUGCAUGUUUUACUGAUAACAACAAUUCAAACAUGAGUACACACUCAA
Molecule: messenger RNA, 1313 nt
Organism: Diaporthe batatas
Lineage: Eukaryota; Fungi; Ascomycota; Sordariomycetes; Diaporthales; Diaporthaceae
Exons: 2
Coding region: 52-1230 (392 amino acids)
Source: RefSeq, a predicted model, not a curated record